Zingiber officinale is the source of this 750-nucleotide messenger RNA. Its product is annotated as protein PLANT CADMIUM RESISTANCE 2-like. NCBI's taxonomy places the organism in Eukaryota, Viridiplantae, Streptophyta, Magnoliopsida, Zingiberales, Zingiberaceae. The transcript has 3 exons. Bases 10 to 519 code for a protein of 169 amino acids. The record is from RefSeq and is a predicted model, not a curated record.
UCCGGCGUCAUGCCAGAUCCUUACUACCGUCCGAGCGCCCCUCCGCCACCGCCUCCGCAAUGGCCGCCACAGGGUACUUUCCACGUCCAAACUCCUCGGCCGAAGAGUCCCUGGUCCACCGGCCUCUGCGACUGCUACGACGAUCCCCAAAACUGCAUCACGACCUGCUUCUGCCCCUGCGUCACGUUCGGCCAAGUCGCCGAGAUCGUCGAUAAAGGAUCCUGUUCGUGCGGGGCGAAUGGGGCGCUGUACGCGCUGAUAAUGUUCGCGACGGGCGGAUGCGCCUGCGUGUACUCGUGCUGCUACCGCAGCAAGUUGCGGGCGCAGUACGGGCUGCGCGAGGAGCCCUGCCCAGACUGCCUCAUCCACUGCUGCUGCUGCGAGUGCUGCUCUCUCGCCCAAAUGUACCGCGAGCUCAACCGCCGUGGCUUCGACAUGAGCAUAGGUGCGUACGUACGAACAAUUAAUCGCUGCUACUGUAGUUGUAAUUGUUUGUUGAUCGAUUGGGAGAUGCGAUGAGAUUAACUAGUUUGGGAAUUAAUUAAUUGGUUGAUGAGUUUGAUUUGUGAAUUUAAGGUUGGCACGGGAACAUGGAAAGGCAGGGACAAGUGGCAACGAUAUUGCCGCCGCCGCCUCAAGCCAUGGCCCGCUGAAGGCUGAUAGACAUUAGACGACUUGGUGUACUGCUGCUUCUUCUUCCAUGUGCCGAUUAAUUGGUGUUUACUUUGUUCCUUCAUUACUGCGACUCUG